AUGACGCUUAUCGCUCGAGAACUGGCGCUUUACAGGGUGGAUAUCGCCGCACCCUGCGAGACCCAGUUCCCCGAACAAGGCAAACUGGAGGAGGUGGAUAGCGGCCACACCUUUUCUGGGGCGGCUGCCCACAUGGCAGAGCGACGAGACGCGGGCAUCGCCCUUGCCAUCCGUAACGACAUCGUAGGACGACUGCCCUCUCUGCCACAGAACAUCAAAAACUGUCAGAUGAGCCUACGCCUGCCUCCCCAAAGAAGCAAAUUCGCCACCACCACCAACGCCAAGAACCCAACAAUGACCGGCUCAGAAGAGCCAAACACAAAAUCUGCGAAAACCUGCAUGCCCUCCUGAUAUCUGUGCUGAAGGCGGAUAAGUUGAUCGUUCUUGGUUACUUCAGUGCCCGCGCCGUGACAAACUGUGCUGCCUGGAGAGGAGUUUUGGGUCCUCAUGGUCUCGGCAGCUUCAAUGACAAUGCCAUGCUCUUCCUAAGAAUAUGCGCAAAGCAGCGUCACAUCCUGACCAACACCUUCUGUCUGCCGAUGGAGGUAAAGGCGACCAGGAUUCACCCUCGGGCGCGGCACUGGCACCUGCUGAAUUAUGUCCUCGUUCGAAGGCGAGACGAGCAGGACGUGCUGGUGACAAAGGCGAUGCCGUGUGCCGACUGGUGGACUAACCGUCGCCACAUCAUUUCCCAGUUGAGAAUCUGCCUACACCCUCGUAGGAGACCUCGAGGUAAGCGACCCCCCAGGUAAAUUUAAUACUGCUUUACUGCAUUUGUCUCAUUACCAUCUCAAUUUCAGCAUUGAGCUAGCUCAGCGGCUAAUAAACCUUCCAAUCGCAGCCGUCGCCGUCGCCGAAGAGAACGCCUUCGUGGAGAACCGGCGGUGCAAACUGAGAGAUGCAGUCCAGCCAAACACCCUGGCUGUCCUCGGUCGCGCACUUAGCCAACAUCAGGACUGGCUCGACAACAAUGACGCCUCCAUCAGCAACCUACUCGCCGAGAAGACUCGUCUGCACAAAACCUACAUCGUCGGCCCUAACGACGACAAUAAAGCGACCUUCUACCGUAGUCCCUGCCUUGUGCAACAGUGGCUGCGGGAUAUUCAGGACGCCUAG
Molecule: messenger RNA, 1116 nt
Organism: Spirometra erinaceieuropaei
Lineage: Eukaryota; Metazoa; Platyhelminthes; Cestoda; Diphyllobothriidea; Diphyllobothriidae
Source: the annotation of a GenBank genome assembly